This is a messenger RNA of Hyaloscypha bicolor E, 2118 nucleotides long. Its product is annotated as multicopper oxidase. The record is from RefSeq and is a predicted model, not a curated record. Gene Ontology annotation, cellular component: high-affinity iron permease complex. Gene Ontology annotation, molecular function: ferroxidase activity; copper ion binding. NCBI's taxonomy places the organism in Eukaryota, Fungi, Ascomycota, Leotiomycetes, Helotiales, Hyaloscyphaceae. Bases 1 to 1758 code for a protein of 585 amino acids. Gene Ontology annotation, biological process: cellular response to iron ion starvation; reductive iron assimilation. The transcript has 5 exons.
AUGGCCAUCUCUCUUUCAUGCCUCCCCCUUGUGGCAAUGCUCCUGCCCAUAUUUACACACUUGGCAGAAGCAGCAACCGUAACGUAUGAUUUCAAUAUUACUUGGGUGCUCGCCAACCCGGAUGGCGCAUUUGUAAGGCCAACGAUUGGAAUCAAUAAUCAAUGGCCUCCGCCCAUCAUGAGAGUCACCAAAGGCGACACGGUGAUAGUCAAUGUUGAGAAUAGUCUCGGCAACCAGACAACAACGCUCCAUUUCCAUGGCCUGUAUAUGAAUGGUUCGACGCACAUGGACGGUCCAUAUCAUGUGACCCAAUGUGGGAUUGCGCCAGGAGUCAAGUUCAAGUACAACUUCACUGUUGAUCAACCGGGUACCUAUUGGUAUCACUCCCAUGCCAAAGGCCAAUAUCCCGACGGUCUUCGCGCCCCUCUCAUAGUUGACGAUCCAGAUUCUCCUUUCAAGGGCAUGUACGAUGAGGAGUAUGUUCUUUCGGUCUCAGACUGGUAUCAUGACCAGAUGGCGACGCUCAUCCCCCAUUUCAUAAAUCGCCGAAACCCAAAGGGCGCAGAACCAGUACCUAACGCCGCCCUGCUCAACGACACUCAGGGUCUUCAGGUACCUAUUCAAGCCGGAAAGACUUACCUGUUCCAUAUGGUCAACAUGGGAGCUUUUGCUGGCCAGUAUAUAUGGUUCGAAGAGCACAAUAUCUCAAUUAUCGAAGUUGAUGGCAUUUAUACCGAGCCAGCCAACGCUGAAAGAAUCUACCUCACUGCUGCUCAGCGCUGCAGCUUUCUAUUAACCGCCAAGAAUGACACGAAUUCCAAUUUUCCUUUUGUCAGUAGUAUGGAUACUACUCUUUUUGAUAAAAUACCUGAGGGCUUAAAUUGGAACGUCUCGGGGUGGCUACUCUACGACCAGAGCAAGCCCUUGCCAGAUGCUGCAAUUAUCUUAGAAGAUAGUUUUCAAGAAUUUGACGACUAUACUCUCGUCCCAUAUGACAAAGAGCCGCUCUUUCCCGAUCCGGAUCAAUCUAUAACGCUUGAAGUCGUAAUGAGCAACCUCGGCGACGGGGCCAACUAUGCGUUUUUCAACAACAUCUCUUAUGCGCCUCCUAUCGUCCCAACCCUCUACACCGUCAUGACUGCUGGCGCAACGGCAGCCAAUACCCAAGUGUACGGUGACUACACCCACUCUUUCGUCCUCGGAAAAGAUGAAGUCAUUGAGAUCGUGGUCAACAACAACGAUCCAGGAAAGCAUCCCUUCCACCUACACGGCCACGCCUUCCAAGCCGUCUGGCGGUCCGAUAGAGAUGCUGGAAAUUUUAAUGAGACGGCCCUGGUAUCUGUGAGCGAUUUCCCAGCUGCUCCUAUGCGUCGUGACACGUUCGCAGUCCACCCUAAUGGAAACAUUGUUUUACGAUUCAAGGCCGAUAAUCCCGGCGUAUGGCUCUUUCAUUGCCACAUCGAAUGGCACGUGGAUUCUGGCCUAAUAGCUACGAUGGUCGAAGCUCCGCUGGAGUUACAGAGGACGUUGUCAAUCCCACAGGAUCACUACGACUCUUGCGUGGUUGAUGGAACGCCAGUGAAGGGUAAUGCUGCUGGAAACAUAAUCAAUCUACUUGAUUUAACUGGGCAGAACGCGCCGCCUGGUCCGUUGCCUGAAGGAUUCACGACACGGGGCGCGGUUGCUCUUGGGUUUAGUAUUCUCUCUGCAUUCACCAGUAUAGCUGUGAUCUCAUGGUAUGGUCUUGCAGAUAUAUAGCACUCCCACGCCUUCAAACUCCAAAUGUACAAAAAGACGUUGCGUUUGUUCUAUGCUAUCCCAUGUCUCUUGCACCGAACCGGCCUUCUUUUCACCUCGCCUGUCAUUAUUUCUCCUUUCAUCUGGCCCCUUAUAUUCUCGCCCUACCCUCUCUCCGGUUAGACUGCUUCGGAGUUUGCUGCUGUGAAUGUCCUUGAUGCUCCACCAGUUGGCUCGAUAUCAUUAUAAGGUUUGCUUCGCCUGAGAUGCGGUGGCGGGUUUGCUCCCACUGGCUCUUGGUGUUGAUGAUGAUGUUUGCAUAGGGCCUAGUGAGGAAUAAUUGUUAGCCCAAUCUAUACAAAUUACGUGAGCUUAAAUCUG